ACUAAGAAAGAUUGUCCUAUAUCGUCAACCACAGUUAUAGAGUUAUACGGAUAAAAUGUCUUCACAUUCGCCACUGAUAGAAAAAGUCCACAAUUUUGGAAUUUACAUGAAAAAGAGUAAAAGAGCUAUAUUUCAGCUUGAUUUUCCUGGAAAGUCUUUCUACAUCAUACAACGUGGUCACAUAAAGAAAAACUAUGGUUUUGAUAAACUGCAGCAUUAUGAUUCUGAAGAAGGGUCUCAUCUAGUGUUAAGGUUUGUAGAUGGGGAGAUUGAGUUUGACACAGAUAAUUCAGAAGAAAAAUAUACAAUAUGUCGCCUGCUUUCUUUAAUUACAGAUGGUACAUCAGCGGAAUAUGCAAAUACAGCAUCAGAUAGUAGCAGUCUAUCUCUAUUACCACCAGUUAAAAUCAGACAAGAAAGAAUACUUAAAGAUGGUCUGCUGGAGAAAAAGGGAAAUACAACCAUAACUACAUGGAAUAAACGAAGAGUUAAGGUAUCACCAGGCGAAUUUUCUUACUUCAAGCCAGGAGAAGAUUUGGCAUUAAAUAUUGUUCAGAUUUGGGAUGGUAUUUGUCAAAUAAAAAGAAUAGCUUCCAGUGGUUUUUCACUGACUAUACGGGAUGAACGAACAUAUAGUUUUCGAUGUAUUGGAGAUCCUAAACAACGGCUGACAGCUGAAGAUGACAGGGAAGAAUGGGUUAAGGUUCUCGAGAAGGCUAUUAAGACUCGUAGAAAUACAUUGGUGUAUUUAGAUAAUAAUAUUGGUAGAAAUGCCAGUAUUAAAUCUAAACCAGAUAACAUCUAUGAAAUGGCCACGGCAGUUAUUGGGAAUAAGGAAGAUACAUCAGCUACACAGUUUGCCUCAGACGUUAACCAACAGCAGGUCAACCAGUUUCAACCACGAGCACAAGAAAUAACAGCUCAUCUAAGUGUUAGUGUUAGCUAUGUUGGCACAUCAGAUCCUACUUCUGAUAGAACUCAACAGCAAGCGAAUCAAUCUUCCCCUGACCCAAUCAGAUCAGGAAAAGUACCCAUAAUGGCCACAUCUACAACAAUACCAAUACCAGUUACAUCUAGUGAAUCAUCUCGCUCUCCACAGACAUGCCCUUCUGAAGCUAAUAUUUAUUCAACUGCAGAACCCAUUCUAACAACUAAGUCAUCCAAUGCUAUAUUCGAAUCACCUGAAGGCAAUGUUUCGUCUGCUAGAGCGAUGUUUGAAGAUAAAAUAAAAGUGUUAGCCGAUGCGGAUGGAACUGAUACGAAAACUAAAAGAAGGAGCGGGUCACCCCAGGAACCGAAACAAGACAGACCACAAAGUAACGGAGUACCACCACCGGCGACACUCACAGGAAGACCUGCACCGCCACCACCACCACCACCUGCCCCAGCUCCUCUACUAAAAGUGAAGAAAGCUGGCGUGAAGCUUACAACACUUCCGUCCGUUAAAUUAAAACCUGCGCACUGGACUAAAAUCUCAAAUAAUGUGGUUUCUGGCUCCAUCUGGAAGACCAUGCAUGACGUAACUAAGAAUCUUGAUCUUUCUUUGUUGGAAGAACAGUUUGCUAUGAAAGAAAAAGAGACCAGUAAUGGUAAAGAACCCAAAGAAGGGGGUAGAAAAUCGAAAGAGUUGCUUCUUGACCCUAAACGUGCUCACAUCCUGGGUAUCAUUGUGAAUGGUAUGAAAAUAACUGGCAAUGACAACAUGUUGGAACUUUUAUCUACAAUGACCGAAACGGCAACUUUUCCAGCAGAAACUUUAUCGACUAUACGUAGUUGUCAACCAACCGACGAUGAUAAAGAGAUGUACAAAGCUUAUAAAGGACCUGUAGAAAAGUUAUUACCAGUUGAUAAAUUCAUGAAGAAUCUUUGUGAAAUUCCUUACAUUGGACUACGAUUAGAACUUACACAAACCAUCUGGGAGUUCCCUAGAACAUACGAAGCUGUACAAGAGGAAGUAGAAGAUAUAUGGAUUGCGUGUGAUGAAUUAGUUGGCUGUAGUAAGUUGGUUAAAAUACUGGAAUAUAUUCUGGCUAUUGGUAACCUUCUGAAUUCUAAAUGGUCCUCCGGAUAUGGUGUUCAGGGUUUUGAAAUAACUUCUAUUGAUAAGAUUUUAGAAGUAAAAGGAAGAGACCCUCAUCUGACAGUUUUGAGUUAUUUGGUAAAUACGCUGCGUGCUCAAGAUCAAGAUUUGUUAGAUUGGACAUCGACUUUAAAACACGUAUCAUGUUCUGCUGAAUACUCAGUUAAAGCUAUAGGUGCUGAAAUAGAAGUUCUGAAGAAUGAUUUGCAAAAAGUAAAGAAAAACAUGAAAGUUCUGAAACCUUUGAUGACGUCAAAUCAAGAUAAACAGUUCCAGUCGGAUGUACAGAAUUUUGUUACCGAGCAUGAGAAGGGCCUGAAUAAAUUAGACACCAAGGCAACUCAACUUAUUAAUAAAUAUAAUAGAACACUGGAAAUGUUUGGUGAGAAUUCGGAUCGUCCAUCAGAUGUUUUCUUCUCUAGUAUAAGUCGCUUUAUGGAGAAAUUCGAACAAGCCAGGGCCAAACGUCUCAAAUAAGACAGAACAUCAAGAUAUCUUGAAUCUUAUAAAUUAUAGUAGCAUAAUCUAUUCUUUGCCAUUGUAUAUAGUGUAUUAUAAUACAAUAUUACUUUAUCCAUAAUCAUAUAACAUUAUUAGACGCAUCCUCCCCAACGAUUUGUAAUUUCCCCAGCCAAAUUAACAUAAAUUGACGUUGUUUGAUAAUAAAGACUAGAGAAGCCUAGUCGAAACGUCGCGCUGUAAUUUGAGUAAUAAAUAAAAUGAAAUGGGGUUUAACGUCGUACUGUUCUGCUGCGACUGGUGCUCAGUAAUAAGCUGUAAUUGUAUUCCAUAGAACUCUGACCUGUAUAUUCGAUUUCUAUCAAAAUUUUCCAUUAAACAUGCAUUAUGCAAGAGCUAAAUCUGCCUAUUGCAGGUCUUUCUUUUGGCCUGAAAUGUUAUAUAAACUAUUAAUUAGACUAUAAUUAACGUAUCCAGAACAUAAUCAACUCUCGAUGUCAGCGCUAUCCUGCGAUAAUUGUUGGAUUAUGAUCCGAUUUGCUGCAUAGCUUUCCUUCUCGAUUUAACGAUUAAAUGAUAAUCGAGACUAUGAUUUUUGUCGUACCGACUUUAGUAAUGAUGACCGAGGCUAGGCGGAAAUUUCAAUCGCUUAGUUCUCGGUUCAUAGUGGAUGAAUUUGACUGAAAUUUUCAACAAAUUGCCUUUACAUUAUCUAGUUUUUAACUAUUAUAGUGAGAACUGCCAACUCGUUAUCUAAUCUCCCAUAAUGUAUCUUUAAUAUCUCCAUUAAUACCACGUGAGAAUCUAAAAAUGAAACUAGAUGUAAAUAAACUAUACAUAAUAUAUUCUAUAAUGUAUUAAUUGCACUGAUUUGAGACACAUUCUAUUGAUAAUUCUGUAGAUGAUAUCAUGGGCAAUAAUGUAGCUAAAUUCGCUAUGAAGGUUGGAAUGACCAAAUGUCAUGAAUCAAGCACCAAAGGUGCUAAUUUGUACAGGGGGGGUUCAGGUGUAUGCUUCCUGCACUUACUAUUAUGUACAACUUGAGUUAAGUAAAAUACAUGUAUUACCAGGCACUUGUCACAGUGUGAAUCCCCCAUAUGUAUUAAAGCUAUACACCAGAUAUAUACACAUACACCAAUGUAACACCUUUUUGGAUACAGUACAGUAAAACAAAACCUAAAGAAAUUUC
Messenger RNA from Patella vulgata (common limpet), 3728 nucleotides. RefSeq names its product formin-F. The transcript is spliced from 18 exons. NCBI's taxonomy places the organism in Eukaryota, Metazoa, Mollusca, Gastropoda, Patellidae. The record is from RefSeq and is a predicted model, not a curated record. Bases 56 to 2557 code for a protein of 833 amino acids.